This is a messenger RNA of Fusarium vanettenii 77-13-4, 3024 nucleotides long. RefSeq lists its product as uncharacterized. The annotation marks the transcript as partial. Gene Ontology annotation, cellular component: plasma membrane. NCBI's taxonomy places the organism in Eukaryota, Fungi, Ascomycota, Sordariomycetes, Hypocreales, Nectriaceae. Gene Ontology annotation, biological process: protein localization to plasma membrane. The record is from RefSeq and is a predicted model, not a curated record. The transcript is spliced from 2 exons.
AUGAACGCCAUCCAGCAAAAGUGUCGACCAAAACACCAGGUCCUGGUUCUUAAGUGCUAUCCCAGGACCACCAAGGGUGCCGUCGACGUAAAGCCCAACAGCAGCGAGCUCAGCUACCUCCUCUACUAUGCAACCAGCCGACGCUCCAAAAUCCAAAAGAUUGGUGCCUUCCUUGAGAAGAAGACAGCCAGUGAUGUCUGGCGUUUGCGCAUCGGAAAUGUUCAAGUCACCCUCCAGAUCCUCGCAGCUCUGAUCGAAAAGCUCCACAAAGAUGCCGUCCUCAUUGCUCCCUUCGUUCUCAAGGUUCUCGAUACCGUUCUACGAUCCGAAGACAUUACCAUGAUCGAAUCUUCUCUGCCCACUUUCGAGGCCUUUUGCGAUUUUCACGAUGCCGCUCUCCUAUCCGCCGACCAAGCCUUCCUUCACCAGUAUGAAGACAUUGUUCGCCUUUACGCUCAGCUCGCAUCCACCCACCUUGCGCCUGGCAAGGAGUCCCUUAGCAGUCCCGUCAAGGUGCGCUGGCGAAGCGCAGGCCUCGAGGCCAUUCGCAGUAUUUCCACCGCCGACGCCCUUUCCUCCAUCACCGGACGCCAGAUGGACGUCAUAAUGCCUCGAAUUCUCGACAAUCUGUGGUCCGAUACACCCGAUUUCCUCGAAGUUUUGCAGCAGCGAGUCGAAGCGGAGGAAAAGGUUGACACGGAAAAGCAGUUGAGGCGUAGGACAAGCAUUGCUACUGUUGCGACCGUCGAUACCGCUGGAGACCCGAAUCCCGUUGCCCUCGCUGGAACCGCCGGCGAUGUCGACAAGCUUGCCGAGGAAGAGGUUGGAGUUUUGGCCAUGCAGUGCCUCAAGAGCAUCUUCAUUGUUCCGAACCGAUCGCAGAUCCACGGCGCAACCGUCUCCCUGCUGCGGUUUAUUCAGAAUCGUGUAAGCCAAGGCGAAUCCGUUGUCGAUCUCCAUGACGACCGAGAACGAGAUGGUGGCUGGGCCAUCAGCAUCUACAGCAUCAUCUCUCGAUGGACUCCUGUACAAGACCGAUACAUUAUUCUCGUGGCCGCGCUGGAUACUCUUCUCCGAAUUCCCGUUCAGGACGCGACUCUCGAUCAGCAACUUGCGUUGACCACCAUGAUGAGCUCUCUUCUCCGGUCUGACGUGAACCUCAUUGGAUUGAGUGUUAUGGAUGUUCUCCUUGGUCUAAUCAAGCAGAUGAGAAAACUAUUUCGGUUAAGGAGCCCCGCCAGCCAGAGCGACGAUGGUGACGCUGUCACAGAGCCCGAGCACGCUGUGCGCCAGAAGACCAAGCAUCUUCUGGGCAGGCUUGAGCUCUGCAUUGGCGACCUUGCGACUCAUGUUUACUACGCCGACCAAAUUUCCGACAUGAUCACCGCCGUCAUCCUGCGCCUGAAGCCAUCUCGAUCAUCCAGCACCAGUUCCUCGCCCGGAGGUGAAAAGGCUGGAGAGGCAGGGCCAGGCGCGUCGAAUAUCGAAUUGUCUGAAAGCCAACAGCUCGAUCAUUAUUUCUCCCUCAGCGCAGGCAGAGCAUCCGCUCUCCACGUCAUCAAGGCUAUCCUGCUGGUUGCCAAUCCUCAGAAGAAACUCACCGGCAACAUGGCCCUGUCUCGAAACCCUGUGCCGAUCCAUGUCUGGGAGGGCACACACUGGCUCCUGCGCGAUCCAGAUGGCCAUGUCCGUAAGGCUUACAUGGAUGCUCUUAUCACCUGGCUUGAUCGAGAGGCGACAGUCGCAGAUGAGAUCGCAGUCGAUGAGACUCUUCCACGUUCUCGAUCAUCCAUCAAGAUCAACCGAGAGCUGUCCGCUGCUGGCAACCGCCGUGCAGUUUCGAAUGCUUCCCACAACAAAGAACGAGCCUCAAAGACUCGACACUCACAAUUCCUACCGUUGCUACAUCUUGUUAUCUACGAUAAUGCUCUGCAGUUUUACGAGUACGAGAACGAUCUGGUGAUGCUUCACAUUCUUCUGACCAAGCUUGCCUUCAAGUUGGGAGUGAACGCGGUCCGACAUGGCCUUCCCAUGAUCUAUCGGUUGCAAGAAGACAUUCAAGAGAUUGAUACACCUCUGCACAAGGUGCGGAUAGCGGCCCUUUGCCACGGAUACUUCUGGGGCCUCACAGAAAAGUUUGACUUUGAGGCGUCAGUUGUCGGACGAGCUAUCCAAAACGAGGUGGUGCGACGCAGAAGCAAGGGGUUCUGGAUCGAGGGUAUUCAUAUCCCACCUCCUUCGACUGACAUUGUCGGAUUCCCUGGAGAGACACGGCCGCACCCAGAAUGGGAUGCAGUCGCACUGGAGAGAGAGGAGCUUUUGCCAUUCGACGACCGGAGCUCUCUCGUGGAGUGUGUCGCCGCCAACUACCAUGAAACCAUCCAAACACCCCCUGGCAGCCCUGCCAUCUCCCCAGCCCGAGGACUCUCCGGUCCGAUUCUCGGCUCGACAAUCACCUCCACGGCGCCCGAGACCGAGACCGAGUUGCCGGCCGUAUUCCGCGAGCAGAUGCUGACAGACUGGUCCAGAGACGCGGCCGUAGCCAUGAUGGCAUCGGUUGGAAAAUCAGAGUCCCUUUCAGGAUCCAAGACCGGGACUUCAGUAACACAGAGAGGCCACCUCACGGUAAACACUAACGGCAUCAAUGGUAACGGUAACAAUGGGCCCGUGUCACCAUACGGUAGCCAGUAUAACCUAAUGAGGCCUCAUUCGUCACAUGCGUUCCGUGAGCGGGAUCGGGACGGAACGCCCACCAAGCAUCGCAAGGGAAGCAUGCGGAGUGCUGUCUCGCCAGCCCUCUCCGUAUCAAACCGGGGUGGCACCGUAGCCUCGGUGGAGCAGCUCAAGCUUGUUCUGUCUGGAAACCCUCCUCCAAAGACAGCUGGACUCGCCGGCGACGACGACAGCGGAGACAGCAUGGUCAGCUACGACUACAGUCCUUCAGAGAUCAGCUUUAACCCGGCUACACAGACCGAUGAGGCAAUCAGUCCAACGAAGAGGCCGGCGACGGCUACGACCCGUCGA